CACCUGCUAGCUGGGAGCUUGAGACUUACCAAGAAAAAUAUGGUACAUAAAAAUGGGGUGCUUGCAUUGGAACAGAAGGAAGAGGAGCUAGCCAAGGUGGAAAUGUGGAAAUAUGCGUUGGGAUUCUCGAAAGUUGCAGUCGUGAAGUGUGCCAUUGAGCUUGGAAUAGCUGAUGCUAUUGAAAGCCAUGGAAGCCCCAUGACACUCUUAGAGCUAGCCGCAACGCUCAAGUGUGAUCGUUCUACUCUUUACCGCAUCAUGAGGUUUCUAGUUCAUCACCAAAUAUUUAAGGAAGUCCAAUCAGGCCUCAAAAGUUAUGCACAAACGGCUCUGUCACGCUGCCUACUAAAAUCCGGUAAAAGAAGCAUGGCUGCACUUAUUUUGCUGGAGAGUAGUCCGGUAAUGCUAGCGCCGUGGCAUGGCCUAAGUGCUCGAGUUCGGGGAACUGGCCUGAGUAGUCCUGCGUUUGAGGCAGUACAUGGUGAGGAUAUUUGGAGCUUUGCAGCGGCUAAUCCCGGUCACAGUAAGCUUAUCGAUGAAGCCAUGGCUUGUGAUACAAGGGUGGUAAUGCCUGCAGUUAUUGCAAGUUGUAUAGAGGUUUUUCGAGGGAUUGAGAGCAUAGUAGAUGUGGGUGGUGGCGAUGGAACUAGUUUAAGCUUGCUGGUUGAGGCUUGCCCUUGGAUUACUCGUGGGAUCAAUUUUGAUCUUCCUCAUGUUGUAUCUGUUGCUAAGGAGAGUGACCGAGUUUCCGGUAAGGGCUUAUCAGACAUAAGGUGA
Molecule: messenger RNA, 777 nt
Organism: Argentina anserina (silverweed cinquefoil)
Lineage: Eukaryota; Viridiplantae; Streptophyta; Magnoliopsida; Rosales; Rosaceae
Product: acetylserotonin O-methyltransferase-like
Exons: 1
Coding region: 40-777 (245 amino acids)
Biological process (GO): methylation
Molecular function (GO): O-methyltransferase activity; protein dimerization activity; S-adenosylmethionine-dependent methyltransferase activity
Source: RefSeq, a predicted model, not a curated record